Messenger RNA from Rotaria sp. Silwood1, 285 nucleotides. Lineage: Eukaryota; Metazoa; Rotifera; Eurotatoria; Philodinida; Philodinidae. The record is from the annotation of a GenBank genome assembly.
AUGAAAUCAGUUUUAAGUCUUAUUUCUACACAAGAUUUAUCAAAAAAAUUUGGAAGAGAAACACUUAAUUAUUUUAAAUCAACAUUCAAUCAUUUUAUUUAUUGUAUUGCUGAAUUUCUUGUUAUGUUAUCAAAUGAUACACUUCAUUCAAAACGAGUUAUUAAAAUACAAGAUUUAAUUAAACAUUAUGAUUCAUUAUUAGCAAGUGGACAUGAACCUGAAACACAUGUUAUUGUUAAUAGUGUUCAAAUUGAAGAUGAUAAAUGGAAACGUCUUUCACGAUAA